AAUGCAUCUGAAUUGAGAUUUGAUGCUCCUCAACACUUCUGGAAUGAAUAUAGGAAAAAAGAACAAAAGUAUUGGAAGGAACAUAGUGUGCUCCCAAUUCACCUUGAAGUUGGAGCUUUGCUAAGGAAAGAGAUGGCAACUGGGAAUGAUUCAACAGUCCCCUCUGAUGCUGCCACUGAAGUUAUGAUGGACGUGACAGGUACUCAUGUUGAGGGAAUAGGGAACAAUGAUGGUGUUGACUAUGAACCUAUUGAAGAAGAAGAAAGUGUUCCUUCCACUCCCAUUGGUAGUACCAGUCGUUCGCGAGGAAGACCUCGUGGGUCCGUCAAUAGUGGCAGAGAAAAGAGGAAGAAGGGUGUAGCUGAAAAGGUGGUAAGUCCAUUGAAACAGAUUGCUAACUCAAUCGAGAAGAUGGUAAUGAGUGAAUCUCAGUCUGAAUUUGGGAGAGCCAUUAUAGAUGCUGUUGAUGCCAUUCCAGACCUCAAUUUUCAACAAAAGUUUAAGGCCAAGGAAUAUUUCAUGGCCAAGCGGAAUUCUGCCAUUAUCUUCUUGGGAACAAAAGUAGAAGAUAGGCGAAAUCUGCUUGAGAUGUACUUGCCAGAGAUUGAGAAGAAUUGAGGUGAUAAAAGUAAGUGUUUGGAUG
Macadamia integrifolia is the source of this 643-nucleotide messenger RNA. RefSeq lists its product as uncharacterized. The transcript has 2 exons. Lineage: Eukaryota; Viridiplantae; Streptophyta; Magnoliopsida; Proteales; Proteaceae. The record is from RefSeq and is a predicted model, not a curated record. The coding region runs from base 133 to 618 and encodes 161 amino acids.